Grus americana (Whooping crane) is the source of this 2051-nucleotide messenger RNA. RefSeq names its product carbohydrate sulfotransferase 13 (gene CHST13). Gene Ontology annotation, cellular component: membrane. NCBI's taxonomy places the organism in Eukaryota, Metazoa, Chordata, Aves, Gruiformes, Gruidae. The coding region runs from base 643 to 1554 and encodes 303 amino acids. The record is from RefSeq and is a predicted model, not a curated record. The transcript has 7 exons. Gene Ontology annotation, molecular function: sulfotransferase activity. Gene Ontology annotation, biological process: carbohydrate biosynthetic process; proteoglycan biosynthetic process.
GUGCCUGUUGGAAUGAAGCCGUGUUGGAAAGGACUUCAAAAGUUUUGGUGUUUUACCUCUUAAGAAGAAUAGUGUCUAUAUAUGAUUUUUUUUUUUUUGAUAUCUCAAAAGCAAAUCCUACAGAUUUCCUGAAAUUGUCCAUACCAACAGGGGACAGAAAAGAGGGGAAAUGCUCCUGAGAAAUGCUUGCAAUAAGCAGAAGGUUCCUGUGAUCCAGAUGGACUGUUCCAUCCUUGGACAGGCUGUGGCGCCUGCUGAGAAAAGGGAAAUGUACCCUGGAGCAGGUAGUGAAGGAAUUGAAUCAGAAAGACACUUAUGCUCAGAGUCCAGAGACUCCUCCUCAUCUACCAAGAGCAAAACCUGCUGUCUUCUGAAAACAUCCUGGAGACAGCGACUGCAGCUUGCCUGGCUGCUCCAGGCAGCCCCGCAUCCCUUCCCAUCCACGCACGGCGCUGCAGGAGGACUCCUCACACCUUCCGGGCAAUUCUGCAGCCCUGCAGAUCUGAACAGCACGUUCACCUCGGACUGUUGGAAGACCAGCCUUGCAUAUCUGAUGUGAUCACAGAUGGCCCUGGCCCUGCCCUCUGGGUAUGAAAUACAGACAGCAGUCAGCAGGACUCAACAGCCACAGAAGAUGGGGCUAUGAGAUCCACCUGGCAAGGGAAGGCUGGUCGCAGCCCACUCCAGGCCCUGUACGAGAGUGACCAGUUUGAACAGUCAUCACUGCAGGCAGUUCACCAGCAGAGACGGGAGCUGUUGAGCAACAUCUGCAACCGUUACACCCGCAAGCGGCGUCUCCUGCAGCCGGAUGACUUGCGGCACUUGGUGGUGGAUGAUACGCAUGGGCUGCUCUACUGCUAUGUGCCCAAAGUGGCCUGCACUAACUGGAAGCGAGUGAUGAUGGUCCUGACGGGGCAAGGCAAGUACCGGGACCCACUGGAAAUCCCCGCCAACGAGGCCCAUGUCUCAUCCAACCUGCGCACCCUCUCCGAGUAUAGCAUCCCUGAGAUCAACCACCGCCUGCGCAGCUACCUCAAGUUCAUCUUCGUGCGGGAGCCCUUUGAGCGCCUGGUCUCAGCGUAUCGCAACAAGUUCACCCGCAGCUACAACACGGCCUUCCACAAGCGCUACGGGACCAAGAUCAUCCGGCGGCACCGGCAAGAGCCCAGCGACAAGGCCCUGGAGCGUGGGGACGACGUGCGCUUCGAGGAGUUCGUCUACUACCUGCUGGAUCCCCGGACGCAGCGGGAGGAGCCCUUCAACGAGCACUGGGAGCGGGUGCAUUCACUUUGCCACCCCUGCAUCGUCCACUACGACGUGGUGGGCAAGUACGAGACCUUGGCUGAAGAUGCCAACUACAUCCUCCAACUGGUUGGGGCCGACACAAGCGUCAAGUUCCCAUCUUCAUCCAAGACUACCAGGACAACGGAUGACAUGACAGCCCAGUUCUUCCAGGACAUUAGCCCCUUCUACCAAAGGAGACUCUUUAAUUUAUACAAAAUGGACUACUUGCUCUUCAAUUACUCCAUCCCCUCGUACCUCCGCAUCCGAUGAGGCAGGGGCUGGGAGGAGAGGCAAAGGAGAGCUGGGUAACUCUCAUCUUGCCACAGUUCCUCUCCUCUCACCCUGAAAUUCCUCUUGGUUGACUUCUCCCCCAUGCCCUCCCUGUUACGGUCUGCUCCACAUCCUGAUGCCUUGUUCAUGCACAGCCUGGAAGGAGGACUCCUCUCAAAACACUGGGGCUGGAGCUUUUCCUUCCCUUUCCCUCCCACCCUUCAACAUCUACAGAGGAUGGUGGUGGGACCAGACACUAUUGGGUAGGAGGACUUGCCUUGGCUGGGGACUUUCUUUUAACUAAGAGACUCCUCUGUAGAUCCAAGUCUUGGGAAGGCUCCUUUUUCGGGCAGGAUCCCUUCAGGUCUUUCUCCUCCUUACUGGGCUGUUUAGGAGCGGACAUGGCAUCUCGGGAGGCAGGGUGGAGCGUGUCAGAGACUUGCAUAGAACCAGAAAUAAAGCAAUAAUUUAAUGUAAGUUUUUCCUUUCGUUUAAAA